Messenger RNA from Pangasianodon hypophthalmus (striped catfish), 4214 nucleotides. RefSeq names its product Fas (TNFRSF6) associated factor 1 (gene faf1). The transcript is spliced from 19 exons. Gene Ontology annotation, cellular component: nucleus; endoplasmic reticulum. Gene Ontology annotation, molecular function: NF-kappaB binding; ubiquitin binding. NCBI's taxonomy places the organism in Eukaryota, Metazoa, Chordata, Actinopteri, Siluriformes, Pangasiidae. The record is from RefSeq and is a predicted model, not a curated record. Bases 307 to 2298 code for a protein of 663 amino acids.
CUGCCGUAUGUUGUUUCCGUUGCCUGGAUUAAAAAGUGACUGUAACAGAAAAUCUGUUAAAAACUACAGUGGGUCCUAAAGUGCGGGUUUUGCUCCCGAGUUCUCUGUUGUACUAAACUCAGUCUUAGGGUCAUAUGUGGUUUGAAAUUUAAAGCCGAUAUUUUUUUUUUGCAGUCCCUGUUCACCCUUUGCGUCUCAGACCGUGUGUGUGUGUGUGCUAAAGGGACCAAAGAAGUGAGCGAGCAGAGCUGAGCACAGCUGUAGCGGCACUAUAGAACAGCUAGCUAGCGUUAGCCAGUCACUGCAAUGGCCUCCGACAGUGGUAGCAACAUGGACAGAGAGAUGAUUCUGGCUGACUUUCAGGCGUGCACUGGGAUCGACAAUAUUGCAGAGGCAAUCACUCUCCUAGAACUGAACAACUGGGACUUGGUGGCAGCCAUUAACGGUGUGAUACCACAAGAAAAUGGCAUCUUGCAAAGCAAUUUCAGCAGUGAGGGCUCUCAGACGAGCCCGUUAGGAGCUGACAGCCAGCCAGCAGCAACAGAACCGCCAGCCACAUCAUCACCAUCCUCACCGCCGUCAUCCUCUUCUUCUGCCUUCUGCCCUGUCCUGCCCUCCCGGCAAAUUGUGGAGCGGCAGCCACGCAUGCUCAACUUCCGCGUAGAGUACCGCACACGCUCGGUAGAUGUGGUAGUAGAGGAUACUAGCACAGUGGGAGAUGUCAAAAUGUUUUUGGAGACAGAGCUUCAGGUUCCUGUGUCUAAAAUGCAGUUAAAAGGCUGGAAGAAUGCAGAUGUAUCUGACAGUACGGUACUGAGGAGUUUACACCUGCCCAAGAACAACAGCCUGUAUGUAUUGACCCCAGACAUCGCUCCGUCUGCCAGCAGCAGCCAGAGCAGCGUCCAGCAGGAGUCAUUAAAUCAAAACUACCUGCUGAUCGUCAGCCACCGGGAAGCGCAGAGAGAGUACAGCCUCAAUUUCCCUGGCAGCAGAACCAUCCAGGAGGUUAAGAGGAACAUCUCUGAUUUGACAAACAUCCCAGUACGACAUCAGCAGUGGGAUGGCUGGCCUGCUUCAGCCUUAGAUGACUCGAUGACGUUGGCCUCCUCUGGGAUCAGCUACCCGUGUCAUCGGCUGAGUGUGUGCAGGAGAUCAUCUCCAGCCACUACUCUGGAACCAACUGAGGAGUGCACAGAUGUUCACAUGGUCAGCGACAGUGAAGGAGACGACUUUGAGGACGCUCCUGAAUUUGGAGUAGACGAGUCUGAAAUCUUUGGCAUGGGAAGCUCGAGUUGUCGAAAGUCACCAAUGAUGCCAGAGAACAGUGAAAAUGAGGGUGAUGCUUUACUGCACUUUACCUCCGAGUUCUCAUCAAGAUAUGGAGAAUGCCAUCCAGUCUUCUUCAUUGGUUCCUUGGAGGCAGCAUCUCAAGAGGCCUUUUACGGCAAAGCCAGAGAUAGAAAGCUGCUGGCCAUCUACCUCCACAACGAUGACAGUGUUCUCAGCAAUGUCUUCUGCUCCCAAAUGAUGUGUGCAGAGUCCAUAGUGUCAUAUCUGAGCCAGAAUUUCAUCACAUGGGCCUGGGACGUGACUAAAGAAGCUAACAAAGCCAGACUACUCACUAUGUGCACGCGGCAUUUUGGAAGUGUCGUUGCACAGACCAUUAGGACGUACAAAAUUGACCAGUUCCCCCUGCUACUGAUAGUCAUGGGCAAAAGGACAUCAAAUGAAGUUUUAAACGUUAUUCAAGGUAACACUACAGUGGAUGACCUGAUGAUGAGACUGAUGGGAGCAAUGGAGAUCUUCACAGCCCAGCAACAGGAGGACAUCCGAGAUGAGGAUGAGCGUGAAGCUAGAGAAAUGGUGAAGCGAGAGCAGGACGAAGCAUAUCGCUUGUCAUUAGAGGCUGAUCGCAAAAAGAGAGAAGCACAGGAGCGAGAAGAGGCAGAACAAGUACGUCAAGAACGAAUCAGGAAAGAGCAGGAAGAGGAACGGGAGGCCAUCCGUCUUUCACUGGAGCAAACCUUACCGCCGGAGCCCAAGGAGGAAGCAGGAGAACCAAUCAGUAAACUGCGUAUCCGAACGCCCAGUGGAGAAUUCCUGGAGAGGCGUUUCCUGGGCAGUUGCAAGCUCCAAGUCCUUUUCGACUUUGUGGCUUCUAAAGGCUAUCCAUCAGAUGAGUUCAAACUGCUCACCACUUUCCCCCGUAGAAACAUAACUCAGUUAGACCCGGCAUGGACAUUGUUGGAAGCCAAACUCUUCCCUCAAGAGACCCUCUUUCUGGAGGCCAAAGAGUAGGACUGACAGCACUUGGACAAAUCACACAAACAAUGAAGAACUUUAGCAUGGUGUCCACAGAGAACAGCCACACGCAAACACACUCACAGUACGUCGUACAUGAAUAAUGAGUGUUUAUGAUUCACACUGAAGCUUUCACAAGCACAGAGAUACUGACACUCACUCACACACAGAACUGUCAUGUUUUUCUCCACCCACUGAAAAGGUAACAAAAAAAAGAAAAAAAAAAAAAAAAAACAGUCGUGGAGACUCAGAGCGGCAUCACAGGUGAGGAAGAUCCACUAUGGCUGCUUUUUAGACCUGAUUUGUGCAAGCAAACAAAUAAGUAAAUAAAUAAAUACCCAAACAUGGUGGUAUGUGACAAGCAAAGAGAUAUUUCGCGAAGAACUUUGGACUAUUUCUUUUUUUCCCCACUCCAUUGGUUCCCUUGCUCUUUGGCCAAGCCCUAUGGAGUGCCAGCUAUCUGCAUCCCCUCUUUACUGAUGAUCAGAAAUGGCUUUGUUCCAUUUCCUUAAAAAAAAAAAAAUCAUGGUCAGUUUUCUCCCUUCCCUUUUUAAGUUUGAUGCUGUAUUAGUUUUAGUUGGAUACAUUAUAAAGUGUACAUAUGAACAUGUGUCAAUUUCAUGGUGCUUAUUUUUUUUUAUGGCACUGUGGGAUUUGGUAACAAUAAAAGAGUGUAGAGAUCGCUAUUAAUUUGGAUUUCAGAAAUGCAGAAAAAAGGUUGUUUCCUUAGAAUCAAAUUAACAAGGUAUGCACUGAGGGGCCAUCUGUGGCUGAACUUGUGCAAAGAAUUAGGGACGUUUAUUGUGCCUUAGCUUAUAGUCAUUUGUGUAACUUGAUUCCAAUCAUAAGUUAUGCAGUGACCUUUGGAUCUAAUAGUGUCACUUGGGAAAUGAGCAAAGUGAAAUCUUUGAAGUUCAGUUGUUGUAUUUUGAACAGGCAUGUGAUCUGCUAGCAGGAAAUAAUACAUUUCUAUUUGCAGUGACCUCUAUCUUCACAGGUGCAAGUUUUCUGGUUCAUCAAGUCUCGGCAACAAUAUUUUUCUUUUGGAAAAAUAAGUCAGUUUUUUUAAAGCUGGUGAAAAAAAGAGUUAUUAGGUUCUCAUAUAAAGCAGAACCUGGAAUGGAGGCUUUGUUUUAUUUAUGACCUGUAAUUGCAGUGACUGCACUGAUCUGUCAUUGGGAGUAACUAAAAUGAGUUCUGCUUAUAUAUAUUUUUUGCAAUAAUGCUGGAGGGUUUAGACAGAUAUGCCCAUAUGAAAGUCAAACAAAUGGUUGGAUAAAAUUGAUUCAUUGUCUUGUUUUUCAGCUGUGUUUUUCCAGACUUCUGUCUAUUAUCUGCCACAAAGGCUAAUUUUCCCUGUUCAGCUCUGAGAUUAAAAGCUUACUGCACCAUCUGCAGCGCCGUUCAUCGCACAACCAAAUAGAAGAAGUUUGAGUGAGAGAAAUGAAGUGCGAGUCCUCAGCCAGUCUCAACGACCUUGUGUGGAGCUUAGAGAGGUUGGGGAAACAUGUUUGGGCAUUCUGCACAUUAGCUUGUGUGUGGUGAUGCUUCUAUUCAGCAUGCAACACACGUUUCAGUAAAUGUUCUAAAAUGUAUCCUGCGUGCUCCUUCUUACACAGCGGAGCUAUUUUACAAGAAAUGUUUCAUACAGAGAGGGCCAUAAUUAUUGACACUCUUGAUAAAGAUGAACAAAAAUGGUGUGUAAGAAUAAGCUACACUUCACAAUAUGAGGAAAACGCAUAUAUUGUAAUGUAUUUAUUGUAAAACAAUUGUUUUGUGUACCAGUGUGAUUUUUUUUAAUGGGUUCAGUUUCAAUGUUAUUUUACAACCUUUCAGCCAAAGUCCUAGUGGCAUUUAGGCAAUCAAGGUACUUAGUUUAUUUGUAACUGUCAAUAAAGGCUUUCUUCAGGCAA